Orycteropus afer afer is the source of this 1608-nucleotide messenger RNA. RefSeq names its product intercellular adhesion molecule 1 (gene ICAM1). The transcript has 7 exons. Gene Ontology annotation, cellular component: membrane. Gene Ontology annotation, biological process: cell-cell adhesion. The record is from RefSeq and is a predicted model, not a curated record. Gene Ontology annotation, molecular function: integrin binding. NCBI's taxonomy places the organism in Eukaryota, Metazoa, Chordata, Mammalia, Tubulidentata, Orycteropodidae. Bases 1 to 1608 code for a protein of 535 amino acids.
AUGGCCCCCCGCGGCGCCCAGCCCCAGUUAGCCAAGCUCCUGGCCCUACUCGGGGCUCUGCUCCCAGGAUCCGGAAGUGCUCAAACAUUGGUGCACCCCCUAGAGGCCAUCCUGCCCAAAGGAGGCUCCAUGCAAGUGAAUUGCAGCACCACCUGUGACCAGCCCAUCACAUUGGGCUUGGAGACAACACUGACAAAGAAAGAGGUGGCUCGUGGGGACAAGUGGAAGAUUUUUGAGCUGAGCAACGUGACAGAGGACAGCAGCCCAAUGUGCUUUACAACCUGUGGUGAUAGUCAGACAACAGCGUCAGCUAACCUCACAGUGUACAGGUUCCCUGAGAGCGUGGAGCUGACGUCGCUGCCUCCCUGGCAGCCGGUGGGCGAGAACCUCACCCUGCGCUGCCAGGUGGUGGGCGGAGCGCCCCAGGACCACCUCACGCUGGUGCUGCUCCGCGGGGAGGAGGAGCUGAGCCGGCAGCCCGCGCUGGGGGAGCCCGCGGAGGUCACGGUCACAGUGCUUGCGCGCAGGGAGGACCACGGCGCCAACUUCUCCUGCCGCACGGAACUGGACCUGCGGCGCCAAGGGCUGGGACUAUUCGAGAACAGCUCGACCUCCAGGCAGCUCCGAACCUUUGCCCUUCCAGUGACCGAUCCGCUCCUCACCAAUCCCCGGACCUUGGAGGCAGGUGAAGCAUCAACUGUGAAGUGUUCCUUGGAAGGAGUGUUCCCAGUGUGGGAGGCCCAGGUCCAUAUGGCCCUAGGAGACCAGCGACUGAGCCCCGUGAUCACAUCCAGGGGGUCCAUGCUCUCUGCCACAGCCGUGGUCAGGGCAGACAACGAUGAAGAGGGACCCCAGCAGCUGGCCUGUGCAAUAAUUCUGGGGAACCAGAGCCGGGAGACAAGGGAGACAGUGACCAUCUACAGUUUCCCGGCACCCAACCUGACCCUGAGUGAGCUGGUGGUCUCAGAAUGGACUGUGGUAACCGUGGUUUGUGAGGCCCACGCUGCGGCAGUAGUGACGCUGAGUGGGACUCCAGCUCUAGUCCCAGCCCCAAUCCCAACCCCUCCCUGGAGAGCCAAAUUCCACCUUAACGCAACCCCCGAGGACAAUGGGCGCAGCUUCUUCUGCUCUGCUGCCCUGGAGGUAGCCGGGCAAGCGCUGUACAAGAACCAGACCCAGCAGCUCCAUGUCUUGUAUGGCCCCCGACUAGACGAGGGGGACUGCCCAGGAAACUGGACGUGGCAGGAAGGCUCUGAGCAGACGCUGAAGUGCCAGGCCUGGGGAAACCCACUCCCAAAACUGGAAUGUCACCGAAAAGGAGAUGGAUUCUUACUGCCCAUCGGAGACCUGAGGCCUGUCAAACGGGAACAUGCAGGCACCUACCUCUGCCAGGCCAUGAGCCCACGUGGUGAAGUCACUCGCCAAGUGGUCGUUAAUGUGCUCUACUCUCAAGUCAACUGGGGCAUCAUAAUUACAGCAGCAGCCAUAGUCAUACUCCUCUUGAGUGCUGCGGGCACAGCUGGUUACCUAUAUAACCGUCAGCGGAAGAUCAGGAAAUACAAGCUACAGAAGGCCCAGGAGGCCUUGAAGAUGAACACGCCACCCUGA